AUGUAUCACCUGACUGGAACAAACCUGAAGUUAUCUACACCAGCACCUCCUGACCCUCGGGCAGAGCAGGCUCACCCCUUCACACCCUGGGCAGAGCAUGCUCACCCCUUCACCCCCUGGGCAGAGCAGGCUCACUCCUUCACCCCCUGGGCAGAGCAGGCUCACUCCUUCACCCCCUGGGCAGAGCAGGCUCACUCCUUCACCCCCUGGGCAGAGCAGGCUCACUCCUUCACCCCCUGGGCAGAGCAGGCUCACACCUUCACCCCCUGGGCAGAGCAGGCCCACCCCUUCACCCCCUGGGCAGAGCAGGCCCACCCAUUCACACACUGGGCAGAGCAGGCCCACCCCUUCACCCCCUGGGCAGAGCAGGCCCACCCCUUCACCCCCUGGGCAGAGCAGACUCACCCCUUCACCCCCUGGGCAGAGCAGGCCCACCCCUUCACCCCCUGGGCAGAGCAGGCUCACUCCUUCACCCCCUGGGCAGAGCAGGCUCACCCCUUCACCCCCUGGGCAGAGCAGGCUCACCCCUUCACCCCCUGGGAAGAGCAGGCCCACCCCUUCACCCCCUGGGCAGAGCAGGCUCACCCCUUCACCCCCUGGGAAGAGCAGGCCCACCCCUUCACCCCCUGGGCAGAGCAGGCUCACCCCUUCACCCCCUGGGCAGAGCAGGCUCACCCCUUCACACCCUGGGCAGAGCAGGCUCACCCCUUCACCACCUGGGCAGAGCAGACUCACCCCUUCACCCCCUGGGCAGAGCAGGCCCACCCCUUCACCCCCUGGGCAGAGCAGGCUCACUCCUUCACCCCCUGGGCAGAGCAGGCUCACCCCUUCACCCCCUGGGCAGAGCAGGCUCACUCCUUCACCCCCUGGGCAGAGCAGGCCCACCCCUUCACCCCCUGGGCAGAGCAGGCUCACUCCUUCACCCCCUGGGCAGAGCAGGCCCACCCCUUCACCCCCUGGGCAGAGCAGGCUCAAUCCUUCACCCCCUGGGCAGAGCAGGCUCACUCCUUCACCCCCUGGGCAGAGCAGGCUCACACCUUCACCCCCUGGGCAGAGCAGGCCCACCCCUUCACCCCCUGGGCAGAGCAGGCUCAAUCCUUCACCCCCUGGGCAGAGCAGGCUCACUCCUUCACCCCCUGGGCAGAGCAGGCUCACUCCUUCACCCCCUGGGCAGAGCAGGCUCACCCCUUCACCCCCUGGGCAGAGCAGGCUCACUCCUUCACCAGGUGUGUGGCUUAA
Salvelinus fontinalis (brook trout) is the source of this 1239-nucleotide messenger RNA. RefSeq names its product foot protein 1 variant 1-like. The transcript has a single exon. The coding region runs from base 1 to 1239 and encodes 412 amino acids. The record is from RefSeq and is a predicted model, not a curated record. Lineage: Eukaryota; Metazoa; Chordata; Actinopteri; Salmoniformes; Salmonidae.